Triplophysa rosa is the source of this 4047-nucleotide messenger RNA. RefSeq names its product deltaA (gene dla). The coding region runs from base 497 to 2821 and encodes 774 amino acids. Gene Ontology annotation, molecular function: calcium ion binding. Lineage: Eukaryota; Metazoa; Chordata; Actinopteri; Cypriniformes; Nemacheilidae. Gene Ontology annotation, cellular component: protein-containing complex; plasma membrane. The record is from RefSeq and is a predicted model, not a curated record. The transcript is spliced from 11 exons. Gene Ontology annotation, biological process: cell communication; establishment or maintenance of epithelial cell apical/basal polarity; multicellular organism development.
AGUAGCACAUUAGCAUAUUAUUACCAGGCAUGUGGCACCCCGUAUAAAACUGGCGGCAGGCGGCCUCCCUCCAGAUACAAGCGCACAGUGUCCGUGGGAGAAGGACGUGAGAAGAGAUGUUGGGCCAGUGACAAAACCUGGUUUAGGAACAGACCAAGAAGGAACUAUAAGCAUCUUUUUUCACCAGUUUUCUGAGGCUUCAUCUGAACUUUCACACGGAUUAUGACGUUCGCACGGAAUUAAACAAGUCAUUCCGUUCCAUUUUCAAUUGUAUUGUUGGGAGUCUUUGGACACGUGUGGGAGAAACUGGGGAUUGUUUUGCGCGCACUUGACAUGAAACGGAACAACGUUAACUCUCAAUAUCACCAGUAAGAAAGUCUCUUCCGAUGCAUCAGACGGAUAAGAGAAACGUUUUUUAAAACAAACUGUCCUUGGUGAGGAGCAGCCGAGUUGCUCAAAGACUUUGCAAAACAUAUUUAUUUAUUAUUUAUUCGUCAUGGGACGCCACUUACUGUUGCUUUUCGCCAUCCUGUACAUGCUGCUCUGUCAGGUGUCGUGUUCAGGCAUCUUUGAGCUAAAGUUGCAGGAGUUUUUGAACAAGAAGGGCGUGCAGGGCAACAAGAACUGCUGUAGGGGCGGCCUGACCUCCCCUUACCAGCAGUGCGAAUGCAAGACAUUUUUCCGCAUCUGUUUGAAACAUUAUCAGCCCAACGCAUCUCCGGAGCCACCUUGCACCUACGGAGGCACGGCUACACCCGUGUUGGGAUCCAACUCGUUCCAAGUGCCAGAUAGCUUACCGGACGGUUCUUUUACCAACCCCAUCAGGAUGAACUUCGGUUUCACGUGGCCGGGAACUUUUUCACUUAUUAUUGAAGCGGUGCAUGCUGAUUCCAAAGAGGAUCUAACAACAGAAAACCCGGAGCGCAUCAUCAGUACCAUGACCACGCAGCGUCAUUUGACUGUGGGCGAGGACUGGUCUCAGGACCUCCACAGCGUGGGCCGAACCGAGCUCAAGUUCUCUUACCGCUUCGUGUGCGACGAGCACUAUUACGGCGAGGGAUGCUCCGUGUUCUGCCGCCCCAGAGACGACGCGUUCGGCCAUUUCACCUGCGGCGAACGCGGAGAAAUCAUCUGCGACGCCGGAUGGAAGGGCCAGUACUGCACGGAACCAAUUUGCCUCCCAGGAUGUGAUGAGGAACACGGCUUCUGCGAGAAACCUGGAGAGUGCAAGUGCAGAGUCGGGUUUAAAGGCCGCUACUGCGACGAGUGCAUACGGUACCCGGGAUGCCUUCAUGGAACCUGCCAGCAGCCGUGGCAAUGCAACUGCCAGGAAGGCUGGGGCGGCCUCUUCUGCAACCAAGAUCUGAACUACUGUACCCAUCAUAAGCCCUGUCUGAAUGGAGCCACUUGUAGUAACACUGGUCAGGGCAGCUACACCUGUUCCUGUCGGCCAGGCUACACAGGAGCCAGCUGCGAGAUCGAGGUCAGCGCUUGCGCGGCCAACCCCUGCCGCAACGGAGGAAGCUGCACCGACAUGGAGAACACCUACAGCUGUACCUGUCCACCUGGGUUCUAUGGCAAAAACUGCGAGCUCAGCGCCAUGACAUGCACAGACGAGCCGUGCUUCAAUGGCGGACGCUGUGCAGACAACCCAGACGGUGGAUACUUCUGCCAGUGUCCGACAGGAUACGCAGGGUUCAACUGCGAGAAGAAGAUCGACCAUUGCACCUCCAGUCCGUGCUCAAACGGUGCACGUUGUGUAGAUCUGGUGAAUUCCUACUUGUGCCAGUGUCCGGAAGGGUUCACAGGAAUGAACUGCGACGGAGUCGGCGACGAGUGCUCCCUCUCCCCCUGCCAAAAUGGUGGAACCUGUCAGGAAGGGGCCAGCGGUUACGUAUGUACAUGCCCACCUGGGUACACCGGACAGAACUGCAGCUCACCUGUCAACAGUCGCUGUCAACACAACCCUUGCCACAACGGCGCCACCUGCCACGAGCGAAACAACCGCUACGUAUGUGCAUGCGUCCCGGGAUACGGAGGACGCAACUGCCAGUUCUUGCUUCCAGACAGAGCUUCCCAGAUAGGCGGCGACGUUCCCUGGACCGCCGUGGGUUCCGGAGUUCUGCUGGUGUUGUUGUCGGUGGUCGCCUGUGCAGUGCUGGUGGUCUGCAUUCGUUCAAAGGUCCAGCAGCGUCAACGGGACCGAGAGGAGGAAGUCGCUAACGGGGAGAACGAAACGAUCAACAACCUCACGAACAAUUCUCACCGCGACAAAGAUCUGUCUGUGAGCGUUGUCACGCAAGCGCCGCUCAAGAACAUCAACAAGAAGAUCGACUUUCACAGCGACCACGACGACCUGAGUUUGUGCACUGAAAAGAGGAGCUAUAAAACACGUCACGGACCUGCAGACUAUAAUUUGGUGCAGGAAGUAAAGUACGAAGUGAAACAUGAGGUGAAACUGGAGCACGUUGGGAAGGAGAUGGCAGCGAAGGACCUGUCCGACAGCUGUGAGGACGUAAAGUGCCAAUCGCUGCAAGAGUCAUGCGAGUUUGAGGAGAAACGCAGAAAACGUCUGAAAAGCGAUGCGUCCGAAAAGUCCAAGUAUUCAGAAUCCAGGUAUUCUGAUUCGAAGUAUUCCGAGUCGAAAUACUCAGAAUCAAAGUAUUCGGAAUCAAAGCAUUCCGAUUCGCUGUAUACCGAGUCAGCAUGUGCGUCGGCAUGUGCAUCGGCAUCCACGUCGGCUUGUGUCGACACAAAAUACAAAUCCGUCAUGGUGAUGUCGGAGGAGAAAGAUGAAUGUGUAAUUGCAACCGAGGUGUAAUGAGCCUGCAGGAGGCCGAUGCUCGUUGUGUCCCACGGGAGACGUUUUGAACUCCCUAAGAAAAUGCUGCUGCUCGAACCCUUAGGUGGAAACGUCCCACCUUGUGACUACUGCUGCUGAGAAACUAGGACUGAUUAACUGAUAUUCAGGAUGAGCUGGUUCUCUGUACUGAAAGAGGCACAGGCGGUCGUGGCCUGUAGGCUUGGAAACUUGUGGAAAUGCUAAUGAUGGCAGAAGUGUCAUUACAAUUUCAAAUGUAGUUGUAAAAUUUACCCGUAAAGCCAUUUUUAAAGGUGUUGGACAAUGUAUGUCCAUUUAAAUAUUUUUUUCUUGCGCACGUGGAUUCAUCACACGUAAAUGGCAUUUGGGAAAAUGUAACAGAAAGAGGAGAGAAUAUGAGAAUAGCGUCGCAGUGUUUUGCCGUGUGAUGUCCAAUACUGUGUCAGCAUCGUGGCAACGUUUUAGCAAUAUUUUGGCAACAUUUGCUGUUUUUCGCCAAUAAUUCCCACAGACUUUUACUGUGCCCAGAAACUGCACCAAACAUUAAUGAUGUUGAAGUAGUUUAAAAGAAAUGUGUCGCAACAUUUUUUUGCCAUCGACUGUCUCGCCGAUACCGUGGCAAAGUUGUGACAACAUUUUAGCAAUAUUUUGGCAACAUUUGCUGGCCCCACAAGUCAGUGUACAAGGGACUACAUCAGAACGGUGGAUGUUCAGCCAUACUGGCCUAUCUGCACUGGGUUAAAUGUCGCAUGAUGUUAUAUCCUGUCACAUGACCAGUGUAAACUAUAUGUAUUACUUGAUCACUGUGCUCAAAAAAUCUCAAAGUCUUCCAAGCCUCCGCUUUUUUGCAUUAUGGUUUAGAAUAUGUUUGUAAGUUGUUUUUUGACCCAAGUAUGUUUGUGUUGAUGCUAAAUAAUAUCCUUGUUUGUAUGUUUUUGAUUCCUUUUUUAUAACAAGAGCUGUAUGAUUUAAGUUAAUUUAUUUUUAUUUAAGUUGUAUUUCUAAAUAUUUGUAAUGUUUUUAAGAUUAUUUAAAUUGUAUGUUUUCUUACGUUGUUCCUGUUAUUUGCAAAGGCACUUCGGGUUGCUGGGAUGUUUUGAGAAAAUGUUAUUUAAAGAAGGAUUGUAAAAAUGUUAUUAAUGCUAUUGUUUUCAUUAACAAGCUUUUGUUUGAUCCUUUUUCUCAGAAUGAAGUUUUAGCUUAAAUUAUUUUUCCAAAUAAAGAUU